AUGUUGUAUCCGAAUGUUGUAUCCAAUGAAAUGGUUGCGAAGUUGGGACUGAAAACCGAGCCAAUUGACACCCCUUACAGGUUGGCAUGGCUGAAUUCUGAGCAUGAAAUCAAGGUCACUAAGAAGUGUCUAGUUCCUUUUGCAAUUGGGCAAAACAUAGAUGAGGUGAGCUGCCAUGUUAUCCCAAUGAUAGCUUGGCACUUGCUCCUUGGGAGGCCUUUCUUGUAUGAUGAGGAUGUGCAACACCAAGGGAAAGCCAAUACUUACACCUUUUUCCAUGAGGGUAAUACCAUCUUGCUCACACUAUUACUGCUCAGGAAGCGAAAGAAGAAGAGAGAAGUUGGGGUGGUUGGAUUUUUAUCCAAUGAUGAGAAGAGUGAGAUCAUGGAAGGGCUGCCUACCUAUGUUCCAAUUGAUGUGGAGGGCAAGCCCAAACAGAAUCAUGUGAUUCCAAAUGAGGUACAAUUUCUUAUUAGUGAGUUUGAGAGAGUUUUCCCAAACACUUUACCUAUUGGUUUGCCCCCUCUAAGAAUAAUACAAUAUGAGAUCAGUUUUGUUCCGGAAGCUCAAAUUCCUCUUAAACACUCCUAUAGAAUGAGUCUUAAAGAGAGUGAUGAAUUGCAAAAGCAAGUUGAUGAAUUGUUAAAGAGAGGCUUUAUAAGGGAAAGUGUUUCUCCUUGUGUUGUGCCAGCCUUUAUUGUUCUUAAAAAGAAUGGCUAG
Jatropha curcas is the source of this 720-nucleotide messenger RNA. Lineage: Eukaryota; Viridiplantae; Streptophyta; Magnoliopsida; Malpighiales; Euphorbiaceae. The record is from RefSeq and is a predicted model, not a curated record.